Messenger RNA from Drosophila sechellia, 832 nucleotides. RefSeq lists its product as uncharacterized. The transcript has 3 exons. Lineage: Eukaryota; Metazoa; Arthropoda; Insecta; Diptera; Drosophilidae. The coding region runs from base 195 to 548 and encodes 117 amino acids. The record is from RefSeq and is a predicted model, not a curated record.
CAUGGCAACAGUUGUCUAGAUAGCAUCCAAUUCUCUGUACGUUUUGUUUAUCAACAAAACAAUUCAAAAUACACACACAUAUAGCCAUGACACCCACACAGAAUACUGCUCUUUAUCUGCCAGGGGAAACCAUUCUCGUUUGUACAAAUUCGAUUUAAUGCACAACACACAACACCCAACACACACAAUACACGAUGGCCGAUGAUGAAGAUAAACCAAAGAAGCACACGCUGGACAGCCUGUUCUUGGUGUAUUCCAACUUCCAGGUCAUACCCACUGACAUCGAGAACGAGUACUUCGACAGCAUACUCCUCUCGCAGUUGGACGCCUGGCUGGAGCAGGCCAAGCUCAUGCCCAAUCCCAUAACUAGAACUCAGACCGGUCUGAUAUACAUGCGAUACAAGAAAUGGCGUUUGGAGUACGAAGACUUUCUGGAGGUCCUAAACAACUUGGCAUCCGAUAACAAUCUGCCUAUAGAUGACAUGAAGCAAAUAAUGAUCGAUGCUGGAGUCCCGAAUGGCGCUGAUGUGGUCAUAGUCGUCAAGUAGAUUGAAUAAUCACUGCAUUUUAUUUAUAUACAUACAAAUAGUCAGACAACAAAUUAUUAAUAGUAACAAUUGCAUACAAGAGUAACUUUGAUUAGUUCACAAAAAUUAUAGUAAAAUAUAAAAGCAUCCAACAAAGAGCCUCUAAACCCAAUUGGUUAAUUUCAGUUAGUUAAACACUUAUUUUGACGUAGAGGGUGCCUAGUUAAAGUGUGUUUUGAGAUUACUGAUCUGAAAACUAAAUACAAAAUAAAUGAUCAUAACAUUUUUUGAUGUGAUUCAAUAAA